AUGCAUGCUUUCGCGGCAGCCUCAGCUACCAGCUGGUUACUUUGGUCAACUGUCCAUGCAGCUGUACCAUACACUCGUUCACUCAUAAGGACAGAUUCAAACUGCAGAGUCCUACCGGGCGACAGUAAUUGGCCGACUAAAGAAGUCUGGAAUCGACUGAACCAAACAGUGGGUGGGAGACUGAUUGCCACCGUACCACUAGGAGCCGUCUGUCACCCUGGAGGAUAUGCCGAUAUCGAGCCAGACGGCGCAAAGUGUACCGAAUUAGCACAGAAGUGGGAUCUGCCACAGACAUUCAUAAAUCAGUCAGGGGACAUUAUGAACCCUUGGUAUCAGAACAAUUCCUGCAGUCCGUUCCACCAUCUAGAUCGACCUUGCGAACUUGGCAACUACGUGAACUACGCUAUCGCCGCCUCCGGUGCAGACGAAUUCAUCAACGCUAUCAAGUUCACUCAAACGUAUAAUGUGCGUUUAGUGAUUAAAAAUACUGGACACGAUUUUCUUGGUAAAUCCACUGGGAAAGGCGGCCUAUCGCUCUGGACCCAUGGCCUCAAAUCUAUGGAAAUCACGAAAUAUGCCAGCUCAGCUUACAAUGGUCCUGCUAUCAAGGUCGGGGCAGGAAUCACGGGUGGAGAGGUACUCGAUCACGCAAACAAGGCUGGCUACCGUGUAGUGACGGGCGAUUGUCCAACUGUCGGUACUGCAGGCGGAUACUCUGCAGGCGGUGGCCACGGCCUGCUCAUAAACACUUAUGGCUUAGGCGCGGACAAUGUGUUAGAGUGGGAAGUCAUCACGGCAGAUGGCCAGCAUCUUACAGCCAGCCCUACCAACAACACAGAUCUUUACUGGGCCCUCACUGGCGGCGGGGCUGGCACCUAUGCUGCUGUCCUGGGAGUAACCAUUAAGUUACAUGCUGAAGGCUCUGUCGGUGCAGCUACUCUGAGUUUCAACGCCACAGCCAGCCGUGACAAUGAUUCCUACGUUGCCGCACUGAACGAAUGGUGGAAAUUCAUUCCUGACCUUGUCGACGCCGGUGCAUCUCCAUCCUUCAACUUCUUCAGAGAUGGUUUCAGGAUCCACAACACCACAGCACCUAACAAAACCAUGGACGAGAUGGCCGAUAUUUUCAGGCCGUACCUCACGAAGCUGGACGAUCUAGGUGUUCCCUAUACGUUUGUCACAUACAAUGCUCCCUCAUAUCUAUCGCACUACAACGCAACCAACGGCCCCCUACCCUAUGGCCCGUACCAAGCCUCUCAGUUGUUCAACAGUCGCCUCAUCCCCCGUACCAUCUCGUUGAACCCCGCCCCCUUAACCACCGCUAUCUUAACAAUGACGGACCACGACAUAGCCGCAGACUGGCAACUAGGCUGCUCAGGCUUCAAUGUAAACUCGUCCCGAAUAGCGCACCCCGAUAAUGCUGUGGUCUCUUAUUGGCGUGACGCCGUCGCCGUCUGCCUGGAGUUCUCCAUCUACAACUGGACUGUCCCCGAGGCAACGAUGCUAGCGCGCAGACAGGAUCUAGCGAAUAUCAUCCACCCGAUGAUCGAAGUCGCAACUCCUGGAUCGGGGGCGUAUUUGAAUGAGGCGGAUCCGCAAGUGUAUCCGCAUGGUAACAACGUCAAGUGGCAGGAUGCGUUUUAUGGCCUGAAUUAUGAGCAGUUGAGAGAAGUAAAGGAUAGGUGGGAUCCCAAGGCGGUGUUCUAUGCGUAUACAGCUGUGGGGUCUGAAGACUGGGAGGAAGAUGCGGAUGGUAGGUUAUGUAGAGUGGAGGCAUAA
Molecule: messenger RNA, 1779 nt
Organism: Dothidotthia symphoricarpi CBS 119687
Lineage: Eukaryota; Fungi; Ascomycota; Dothideomycetes; Pleosporales; Dothidotthiaceae
Product: FAD-binding domain-containing protein
Exons: 3
Coding region: 1-1779 (592 amino acids)
Molecular function (GO): oxidoreductase activity; FAD binding
Source: RefSeq, a predicted model, not a curated record